UCAGUCCGCGGACUUUGUACGUCGCCACUUCUGUUUAGCUGAGGAAAGCAAAUAAAUAAACCGCUGCUAAUUUCAUAAAUUAAUUUAAUAAAUUUUGCACAUUUUACUCUUCUUAUCGAGCGAAUUGGGAAAUGUCCGAAAACGGAGGACUGAAAAGUGACCGGCGUUAUGAAAAAAUUGAAUUUUUAGGCGAAGGACAGUUCGCUACUGUGUAUAAAGCCAAAGAUCUCGUGGAGAAUAAGAUCGUUGCAGUGAAAAAAAUAAAAGUUGGUUCUAAAGCUGAAUUCAACGAUGGAGUUAAUAGAACUGCUCUCAGAGAAAUUAAACUCCAACAAGAAUUACACCAUCCUAAUAUUCUAGGAUUAUUGGAUGUUUUCGGUUAUAGAUCAAAUAUCUCUCUCGUCUUUGACUUCAUGGACAUCGACCUUGAAGUAGUGAUUAAAGAGUCGAAAAUUGUUCUCACACCGGCGAAUAUAAAGGCAUAUUCAAUUAUGACUUUAAAAGGACUGGAAUAUCUACAUUCUCAUUUUAUACUACAUCGGGAUUUGAAGCCAAAUAAUUUGUUAAUAGAUAGCAAAGGUGUUUUGAAAAUUGGCGAUUUUGGUCUAGCUCGUUAUUACGGAUCUCCAAACCGUCAAUACACCCAUCAAGUCGUGACGAGAUGGUAUAGAGCACCAGAGUUACUUUUUGGUUCACGUAUGUAUGGAGAUGGUGUCGAUAUGUUUGCUGUUGGAUGUAUUAUUGCUGAACUGCUCCUUCGCGUCCCUCUAUUUCCUGGCGAUUCUGAUCUGGGCCAACUAACGAAAAUAUUUGAUGUGCUGGGCACACCCACCGAAUCCAACUGGGCUGGUCAUCGGACCCUUCCAGACUUUUGUGAAUUUAAGCCUUGUCCAGCAAGAUCUUUGAGGGAUAUUUUCACUGCUGCUCCGGAUGACAUGAUAUCUCUGUUGGAGUCACUCCUAAGACUGAAUCCCAAUGAGAGAUCAACUGCAACUCAGGCCUUGCAACAUUCCUUCUUCAGUAAUAAACCAGGACCUACACCGGGACAUCUUCUUCCGUUGCCGUCAAAUGUGAACAGGGCCGUUCCUGAUGACAAACCUAGUCUCAAGAGAAAGUUGCUUGAAGCAACGGAUACGACAGGACUAUUAGUAAAGAAACUCGUCUUUUGAAUGACUCCCUGAAAUUAAAGAUUUACCGAUAGUUCGUUACAUGUAUAAUCUGUAGGUACAUGCACAUAUAUGUUCACAUGUAAUUUUGAUACUAUGAUGAUUAUUUAUGGCUCUCCUUUCAUGAUUUAUUACAAACCAAUUAAAGAUCUAUGCACAAUUGGAAAUGUUAACGUA
Messenger RNA from Folsomia candida, 1343 nucleotides. RefSeq names its product cyclin-dependent kinase 7 (gene Cdk7). The transcript is spliced from 3 exons. Bases 132 to 1169 code for a protein of 345 amino acids. Gene Ontology annotation, cellular component: transcription factor TFIIK complex; nucleus; cytoplasm. Gene Ontology annotation, biological process: protein phosphorylation; positive regulation of transcription by RNA polymerase II. Gene Ontology annotation, molecular function: ATP binding; cyclin-dependent protein serine/threonine kinase activity; RNA polymerase II CTD heptapeptide repeat kinase activity. The record is from RefSeq and is a predicted model, not a curated record. Lineage: Eukaryota; Metazoa; Arthropoda; Collembola; Entomobryomorpha; Isotomidae.